Molecule: messenger RNA, 1037 nt
Organism: Schistosoma intercalatum
Lineage: Eukaryota; Metazoa; Platyhelminthes; Trematoda; Strigeidida; Schistosomatidae
Source: the annotation of a GenBank genome assembly
ACCGUUAUUCAGCGCAAUUUCCAAAUUCCUACUGGCGUGUUGUUGUGGAAUGGCUUUGCGUACUCAUUUUGAGGGUGUUAGUGAUAUCGGUGUGUUUUCCAAACUUACAAAUAACUACUGCUUGGUUUCUGUUGGAAGUUCCGAAAACUCCAACAGUGUAUUCAGAGAUGAACUUCCAGAAAACUUUCCUGUUAUUGAUACAACGAUCGCUGGUAUUCGAGCUGUUGGGAGAAUGACUGUAGGCAAUACUCAUGGUCUCCUUGUUCCACACUCAACAACUGAUCAAGAACUGAUGCAUUUGACAAAUUCCGUGCCAGACAAAGUAAAGGUAGUACGCGUUGAAGAACGCCUAUCAGCUCUUGGGAAUAUAAUUGCUUGCAAUGAUUACGUAGCCCUCGUUCGUCCAGACCUAGAUAAAGAGACUGUGGAAUUGGUCAGCGAUGUGUUGAAUGUUGAGGUUUUUUGUGAAGUCAUUGCAAAUCAUCUUCUCGUCGGAACAUAUUGCGUGCUAACAAACCAAGGUGGACUUGUUCAUCCUAAAGUUACAGUUGACGAAUUAGAUCAGUUGAGUAGUCUUCUUCAUCUUCCACUAACUGCUGGGACCGUAAACCAAGGAAGUGCACUUAUUGCAGCUGGACUUGUGGUCAACGAUUGGGCAGGAUUUUGUGGUCAGAAAACGACAAGCACAGAAAUUCAGGUGAUUGAGUCCAUAUUUAAAUUAGAUGGUGAAAUGAACGUCCUUGUCGCGGAUUCGAUGCACGAUGCCUUGGUCGAAAGCCUUAGCUGAUGCACCUGUUGGAUUUUAUACAGAUGCCUCAUUUAUUGUGAAGAAUAUUAUCCUGUUACGUAUCCCUCCAUUCGUGUACAUUUAUUUCUGAACUUCAAAAAUUAGUAACUUUACAUCCCAAAAUAUGUAAAAUGAGCAUAUACUCUUUGUAUAAUCAAUUUUACACAAUUCGAUUGAUAUGAUUUCACUUUAUUUGCGCGUAUUCUGUUGCAAUUUUCCGUCUUUUGAAAAAAGUGACUUUCAAAACAAA